GGUAUGAGAAGUUGAUUCUGUGAUCGCAGUUCAAGUGGGGGGAAAAUUGACGUCGUGCUUUUGUUUGCAGUAUUUCGUGUUGUAUACCUUGUAUACAGCACUUCGUAUUGGAAGUCUUGGAACGUGGGAGGAUACACGCCAGAUUGUUAACUUUUCGCUUGCCUGGAAAGUCUAGUACAACAUCUGUAGCCAAUAUCGGUUCCAGUACAAGUUACAUUCAUGUCCAACGUAUAAGAAUCUAAUGCGUCUGUUGUUUUUUUAGAAUUGUAAUGUAAAGUACUAAGACAUGGCAAGAAUUCAGAAGGAAGCCAUUGCCAUCAUUCUUGAUGUUGGACAUUCUGUCUCACAGGACAGAAAAAAUAUGAAAUCAGGGUUUUUAGAAAAUUCAAAGAAGUGUGUGUCCAUGAUACUGAAAAGAAAGAUUUUUGCCAACUUAAAGGAUGAAGUGACAUUGAUACUUCUGGGUUCUGACGAAACACAGAAUAGUUUAAAUUAUAAGAACAUCAGUGUUACCCAUUCAUUGGCCCUUUCAUCUUGGGAGAUGGUGCAGUUCGUAGAAGACUUAACAGGGACCAUGGUGAAUGCUGAUUGGCUUGAUGCCAUAGUUGUGGCAAUGAAUGUUUUGAAAGAAGAAACUGAAGGAAAGAAGUUUUCUGAGAGAAAAGUGGUGCUGCUGUCCAAUCUUUGCUGCACUGUGUCAGAAGAUCACAUAGAUGUCAUUGUUAAGGCUUUGAAGAGUGAAGAACUGAGUCUGAUAGUGAUAGGACCAGAUAUAAACCUUAAUGUCAAGCACGAAGCCAUAGAUGAUGAUGAUGAUAAAACAAAGUGUUGGACUAAUGGUACUGAUGCUGAGAAAUCGAAAACUAAACAACAAUUAGUUGGAGAAUCAUUGUUGAGUCACAUACUUAAAGAGACAGGUGGUGUCAUCUGUAGUUUUGCUGAUGCUGUACCACAGUUAAUGCACUUCCUAAAGAAGAAUGUUCAUCCUACACCAUGGAAUGUUGUGAUGGACAUUGGACCAGACAUCAGAAUAGCUGUGUCAGGUUAUCGAAAGAUAACUCCGGCUACGUUAUCUUCUUGGAAAACUACAUCCGCUGUAGAGGAAGGAGCCCGAGUUGAGUCUGAAACAUCAUACAUCAGACAAGAUGAAAAUCAGACAGUUAUUGACAAGGAAGAUGUCAUAGAAGGAUUCAGCUUUGGUUCCACCCUGGUGCCCUUCUCAGCUGUUGACAAAUCCAUGAUGAGUUACCAGUCUGGAGACAAGUGUCUCAGCAUUCUGGGUUUCACUAAGCUGAAAAAUGUUCCAAGACAUCUGUUUGUGGGAAAGGGUGUCCUGUACAUUAUGGCUCAGAAGGGAGACAGUUCGGCAGAAGUUGCUCUCUCCUCCCUCAUUCACGCCUUGAACGAUGAAGGGCUGGUUGCCAUAGCGAGAAAAGUAUACCGUGUCAACACAGCUGCUGUUCUUGGUGCUCUUUUUCCAAGAGUAUCAUCUAAAUAUGAGUGUCUGGUAUUUAUAGAACUUCCUUAUUCAGAAGACAUGAGAGAAUUUGUUUUUCCACCAGUCAUUUCAGACAUCAAUAAACCAACAAAGGAGCAGCUGGAUUCCGUAGAUGCUCUGAUAGACAACAUGGAUCUACGUACUGUCAGGAAUGAAUAUAAUGAAAUCUCUGAGGCAUUUAUGUCAAAAAGCAUGCUGAAUCCUUUCCAUCAACAUGUGUACCACAGUCUUGCACAUAGAGCAAUGAAUCCAAAUGCAGAAAUACCACCUGCCAGUGAUUAUGUGAUGAAUCUGUUGAAGUCGCCAUAUGAAACCAAGCCUUCAUAUAAGUUGGCUGUGGAAGAGAUAAAAAAGCAGUUCCAGUUAACUGAAGUCAAACCAAAGAUGAAUCACAAAUCAGCAGCUGAAGUUUUCAAGAAAGGUCCAAAAGAUGAACCUGAGGAAGGACCAUCCAAUGUUGAUUUAAAAGAUGUGACCAUGGCAUCUCUUGUUGAGGCUACAGUAGUAGAAGUGGGAACGGUGAAACCAGUCCAGGACUUUGAGGACCUUCUAGGGAGGGGAGAAGAUUUCAACAAGGUGUGCAGACAAAUGCAGAAGGUAAUCCUUAAUCUAGUAAUUCACUCCUUUGGUGUCAACAACUUUGUUAAAGCUGAAACAGCCCUCCGGGUGCUAAGGACUGCCUGUGUCACCAAGGAUCCUUCAGUAUACAGUGACUGGGUUGUACAGUUCAGGGAUAACCUCUUUGAAAGGGGCAGAAAGGUGUUCUGGGACACCAUAGUUGAAGCCAAGCUUGGUCUCAUCUCCUCAGAAGAAAGCGCCAAGAGUUCAGUUACUGAUGAUGAUGCUAGGAAGUUCCUACAGUAUGAAGAACCUAUAGAACAGGAAGUAGCUGAAGAAGAUGUUAUGGAUGUAGAUGAUUUGUUGAAUCAAAUGUGAAGCAAGAAGCCAGUCUUUCCACUCUGAUGAAGUGCACUUUGAGUGUCCAAGCAACAGUUUGUAAUUAUACAUUUAAAUAAUAUAUGCAGUUCAGAAUUGUUGAAAUAUUGUCCAUAUUUUGUAAAAAUAAAAUAAAAAUAUUCUAAAUAAAAUUAAUUAAUGAAUGUUCAUACAUUA
Molecule: messenger RNA, 2611 nt
Organism: Cryptotermes secundus
Lineage: Eukaryota; Metazoa; Arthropoda; Insecta; Blattodea; Kalotermitidae
Product: X-ray repair cross-complementing protein 5
Exons: 15
Coding region: 287-2434 (715 amino acids)
Biological process (GO): DNA recombination; double-strand break repair via nonhomologous end joining; cellular response to gamma radiation
Cellular component (GO): nucleus; Ku70:Ku80 complex
Molecular function (GO): damaged DNA binding; double-stranded DNA binding; telomeric repeat DNA binding
Source: RefSeq, a predicted model, not a curated record